UGGCAGAGUAGCAGAGUUUUUCUGAAACUACAAAGCCCUAGAUUUUCGCCUUGCCCUUUUUCCGAACUCAACGCUGGAACGAUGAAUUCGCUAAUAAAGCUACUCUCUACCCAAAUCUCACAACACUGUUCUCGCUCAUCCUCACAGCCAAGAAAAUGCAUUUUCUCGAUACAAUCCCUAGCAGUCCUCCAACAAGCUUCAUUUAGUUCCUCCAGGAUUGCGAGAACUGGAACCACAAAACCCAAAGAAUCCUCACCUCCCACUGCAUCAUACGUGCUUAGUCCCGUAAAACUUACAAGAGAAUCAGGUCCCGCUUCUUCUUGGCGCAGGCCCAGUGAGAUUCCGUUCCAAGGUAAGGCCGCAAAUUCUGUAAAAGUGAUUGGAUUUGUGCAACGCCCAGUUCAGUUCCAGACUUUACCUGAUGGAAAUUGUGUGGCCGCCACUGUUAUUGUGCAAGAUAACCGUGAAAUUACUGAUUCCGCUUCUUAUGUGCCUUCCUUCUUGAUUCCUGUUGUGUUUGAGGGUGAUUUGGCUCAAGUUGUGGGCUUCCAUGUGAAGGAAAGUGAUUGUGUCCAUGUGUCUGGGCAAUUGAGUGGGGAUAACUUGCCUUUUCAAAUAGAUGGAUAUGGUGGGAAUUUCCAUAUUGUGGCUCAAGAUGUCUACUUUGUAGAGGGUGUGAAAGGGAAGGCUGCUAGCAAGAAAAAUGGGGCAAAAAUUGAUUCUGAGGAUUUGGAAAACCUAGCUGAUGCCUCUGAGUCUGAGGUGAAGAAGAUGAAAAAUGGGGAAUCUAUAGUUUCAGAUGAUAGCUUGGUUGGUGUGGACAAUGGUGAUCAGAAUGGGUUGAAUAGCUCAAAUACAAGUAUGAAUCCAAGUGCUACUGGAAAUGAGGAUUGGUGGGAUUUGAUCAGGAAUCCAAAUGAUUGGUGGGAUUGUCGGGAACGAAAGUCCGAGGGAAAAUUGAAAGCUAAGCACCCAGAUUUUAAGCACAAGAACAAAGGUGUUGCACUAUGGCUGAACAAUGCUCCAAACUCUGUGCUAAAAGGACUUGAAGGAGUGGAGUUUAGAUCAAAACAACAGGUUAAAGGAGCGGAGUUUAGAUCAAAACAACAGGUUAAGAGCGAGAAGGAGGAGCAUUGGAAAAGUUUGGUGGAGAAUCCUGAUAAAUGGUGGGAUAACAGGCUGAACAAGAGAAAUGAAAAAUAUCCCGACUUUAAAAACAAAGAGUCAGGCGAAGCAUUGUGGUUAAAUGGUGCGCCCGAUUGGGCAAUUCCCAAGUUGCCUCCUUUGCGAGAUGGGAAAGUUGCUUCUGCUGCCACCUGACAGUUUUUAGACUUUAGCUAAUGAGCUUACCAGAUUUGUAUUUGGAGCAAGAAAGCAGUAAUUCAUUGUAAUUCUUUUUCCUUUGAAUUAAAAGCCAUGACUUUUUCAAGCAAAGCCUCCGGGUCCGGGCUCUCAUCUCAAUGGAACAAAAUCAGUAACCAAUUCAGUUCAUCAGCUACAAAAUGAUCAAUGAUAUGCUGCUAAUUAGCUAGGUAGCUUUCACCUUGCCUUCCACUUAUUUGAGUAUGUAACUUGCAAAUUUCCACUGCUGCAUUAUUUUGUAAUUUUUGUUGUUCCUUGGGGUUGUUUUUUGAACAAAGUUAGGUUGUUACAAAUAUUGAAGUUUUGUUUCCAGUCUUCAGCAGCGAAUUUUAUGGAGCUUAACAUAAA
Molecule: messenger RNA, 1710 nt
Organism: Ipomoea triloba (trilobed morning glory)
Lineage: Eukaryota; Viridiplantae; Streptophyta; Magnoliopsida; Solanales; Convolvulaceae
Product: protein OSB2, chloroplastic-like
Exons: 2
Coding region: 82-1320 (412 amino acids)
Biological process (GO): mitochondrial DNA replication; positive regulation of helicase activity
Cellular component (GO): mitochondrial nucleoid
Molecular function (GO): single-stranded DNA binding
Source: RefSeq, a predicted model, not a curated record